Molecule: messenger RNA, 972 nt
Organism: Thlaspi arvense
Lineage: Eukaryota; Viridiplantae; Streptophyta; Magnoliopsida; Brassicales; Brassicaceae
Source: the annotation of a GenBank genome assembly
AUUGUGAAAGUGGUAGAAGAGAAUUUAGCAAAUUCAAUCGCCAAUUUGAGACAGGCGGUUGACCAUCGAUCUCGCUUGGAAAGCUCCGAUCAGAUCGUGAAAGUAGUAGAAGAGAAUUUAGCAAAUUCAAUCGCCAAUUUGAGACAGACGGCUGACCAUCGACCUCGCUUGGAAAAUUUCAUCAGCUCUGAUCAGAUCGUGAAAGUGGUAGAAGAGAAUCUAGCAAAUUCAAUAGCCAAUUUGAGACAUGCGGCUGACCAUCGAUCUUGCUUGGAAAGGUGGGAGCUAGCUUUCAUGGAUUUGAUUUUAUCCAAGUUUCAUCAGCUCCGAUCAGUUCUCAAAAUAAAAAUCUUUCUACAAACUUCCAAGUUUUUAAAAACAGAAAUAAUUUUUCAAAUUGCCAUAAAAUUGGCAUGGGUUUCUCAGAUCGUGAAAAUGGUAGAAGAGAAUUUAGCAAAUUCAAUCACCAAUUUGAGACAGGCGACUCACCAUCGAUCUCGCUUGGAAAGGUGGAAGCAAACUUUCAUGAAUUUGAUUUUAUCCAAGUUUCAUCAGCUCCGAUCAGAUCGUGAAAGUGGUAGAAGAGAAUUUAGCAAAUUCAAUCGCCAAUUUGAGACAGGCGGCUUGACCAUCAAUCUCGCUUGGAAAGAGAAGGCACAGAAAAUCCUAAUCGUCCGGUGCCAGAGUCAUGUGGAUUUCAAAUCAAUAAAUCCUGAAGAACCUAAAAUGAGAGAUGGACUUAGAUAUGCUAACAACAAAGAGCAGAAAACAAAGAUGGUGCAAAUUAAACAGAAAUCUAGAAGAUGCAUAUGCUUCAAAGGUGAAGAUUGUUCGCAAAAGCUGAGACAUUUUGUGAUACCACAAGAGCGAUGUGCUUUUGUGGAGAAGGCACAGAAAAUCCUAAUCGUCCGGUGCCAGAGUCAUGUGGAUUUCAAAUCAAUAAAUCCUGAAGAACCUAAAAUGAGAGAUUGA